Molecule: messenger RNA, 2831 nt
Organism: Syngnathus acus (greater pipefish)
Lineage: Eukaryota; Metazoa; Chordata; Actinopteri; Syngnathiformes; Syngnathidae
Gene: phactr3a
Product: phosphatase and actin regulator 3a
Exons: 12
Coding region: 40-1854 (604 amino acids)
Biological process (GO): actin cytoskeleton organization
Molecular function (GO): actin binding
Source: RefSeq, a predicted model, not a curated record
CAUACGCAAGCGCACGCGCACGCAUACACACACACACGCAUGCACAUCCACGUUUCUUUUGGCCGGCCAUGGAUCCCUCGACGCUCCAAGCCGCUGUUGUCAGGGCGAAUUAAUAGCCCGCUCGCUCGCUGUUUUGCUCCUCCCGACCUUGCCCGCCUCCGGCUUGGCUUCUUAAUAUUUGAUCCAGGAUUCCUGUGCUGUCCACCCAUGGCCACAUCGGAUGGAAUAGACGGCUGUCUGCAGCGAGGCAGAUCUCAAAGUGACCCGAAUAUACUCACCGAACCGGGGAUCGAUUUGGCUCACGGCACAGUAGAUGUGCUGGACCAGCAGAGGGUGCUAAGGACCGGCUGCCUGGUGACCGGCGUCCACACUCCCCCCAUCAGGCGGAAUAGUAAGCUGGCCACACUGGGCCGCAUCUUCAAGCCCUGGAAGUGGAGGAAAAAGAAAAAUGAAAAACUAAAACAAAGUUCCACAGAUGUAGCAUUAUCCAGCGGCCUUCUCUACCACGACCCAAACUGCUCCGGCCAGGGCUGCUGUUCAGAUGGAACACUCCUGCUUGGCAGUUUUGGGGGACCUUUGAACUCAAACCUCACGGUCAGCAGUGUGGAAUACCUUGGACCAGAGGAGGAGCAUCCCCUUCCAGUGGUCAGCCCCCUCCAGGACUGCGAGCGUCUGCAGGAAGCUGUAAAUGCAGCACUUAAAGAGGAGGACUUGGACCAAGGGGCACAUCCUGUGGGAGAGUUAGCCGAAGGCCUGCAGGAUGUCAGAGAGCGAAUGGAAGACAGACCGGAGGAGGAGAUUGCUUCAGGAACAUCUCCUCCACGAGUACCUCCAAAACUUUUGCCGCAGCUUACCACUGGAGACAAUUCAGGCCCUGCAUCACUCCCUCUUCACCACCCAAACUCUUACCACCCGAAAGAGCAUCCACACCGGCCCACGGAGAGUCUGGUGCCCAUCACUCUUCCCCUAAGAGGGCCCCUGUCCAACUCCUCAGGGUCACCUCACCUUGGCAAUAUGAUUCACCCACCUAUGCCCCCUAGUUGUAUUAUGGAGGAACUCCAAAGAGCAUUCGCCACCAAGAACAGACAGGAGAGUGUGCAUGAAGGGUGUGAGCAGGGCUCAUCUCCCCCGCGGCUGUGGUGCUCCGAUGGACGCCUUUCUCGUUCUUGCAGCUCAGAGAACCAACACACGUCUUCUCUGACAAGUAUGUGCGUUGGAGGUGGCAGCUCCGACUGGCCCAAGAAGGAGGCGGAGGAGAAUAAGGAGAAUGUGCGGCUGGACCAGUGCUUCUCCAACGCAUCAGGCCUCCCCACUGACCUGGAUGAAUGGAACGACUCUGUCAUCUCUGGCACACUUCCUCGCAGGUUGAGAAAGGAGCUACUGGCUGUCAAACUACGGAACCGGCCCACCAAGCAAGAGCUGGAGGACCGGAACAUCUUCCCGGCGAGGAGCGACCAGGAGCGCCAAGAAAUACGGCAGCAGAUUGAAAUGAAACUUGCUAAGAGGCUGAGCCAGAGACCCAACGUGGAGGAGCUGGAGAGUCGAAACAUUUUAAAACAGAGAAACGACCAGACAGAACAAGAGGAGAGGAGAGAGAUCAAACAGAGGCUUAACAGAAAGCUCAACCAGCGGCCCACAGUCGACGAACUUCGUGACAGAAAGAUUCUGAUCCGCUUCAGCGACUAUGUGGAAGUGGCCAAAGCUCAGGACUAUGACAGAAGGGCGGACAAGCCCUGGACGAGGCUCUCGGCAGCAGACAAGGCUGCCAUCCGUAAAGAGCUGAAUGAGUUCAAAAGCACUGAAAUGGAAGUACACGCAUCCAGCAAACACCUUACGAGGUUCCACCGGCCAUGAGAGCCUGGGGUUUCUUCUGUGAAGAAAUGUUCUGAAUGUGCUCAGUGUCGACAGGCCUGGAGCCUUUUCCGUCUUCAGCGAGUCUUACUAGCUUUCUUCCUGCUUGGACAGGAGAUAAUGUUCAUGGCUUCGUGUUCAGAAGGCCGCUGGACUUUCAAGGUGGCAGCGGGCUGGACUGUAUUAUGGAGCCUCUGAUUCCCAGGAUGAGAACAAACGAGGAUAAAUCUGUUUUGUUAACGAGUCAAUGUUGGGUUUUUUGUACCAUUUCAUGAACAUGACAAGACAUCUAGUGAGAGGAUGUGCAUGUGACCACCUUUUCUUAACUGCUGAAUAACAUUUCACUUGACUGGGUGGAUUUGAUAUUCACUGUACAUAAAGUAUGUCAACAUCAAUGAAAAGAAAACCACCUUUGUAACAAGACAUUAAAAUACAGUCUUUUCUAAAAACAAAGGCUCUUUUACUUUGUCAAAUCUGUGAUCCAAGUGUAGGGAUGCAAGGAAGUGGGGAGAGAGUUCAUUCAAAAAACAUUUAAGAAAAAGGCAAACAAAACUACUGGUCAUAAAAAGAGAAACAGGUAGUGAUGAGCACAUGAGGCUUCAUUGGGUUUUGAGGCUUUCCAACCAAGCCGUUUGCAAAUAGAUUCAUUUCUUGAGGAAUCAUGUGCACACAAACCCCUCUGCUGGUCAACAGGAGCAAUGCAUUCCAUUAAUGAGAAUGAGAACAUUCACCUUUAUAUUUUGCUUCAUGUAGCCUGAUGAAAAUGAAUAAAAUUUCUCCCUGCAUGUGCAUUCACGUUGAAAGAAGUGGAAUACUGUGUCUCAAUAUGUAAAUACCAUCAAUGUCAAUUGAGACACUAAAAGUUGACAGAACACAUUUUGUUUUAAAGGGCUGCUGUGUUUUAACAGGGAAAGACUGAUGUACUUACGGAUGACGAUGACUUGUGAACAGUAAAGAGGGUGGUAUAUCUGCUUGUGCAA